GGGCUGUGGUUUUGUGAAGUCAGUUCCGGUUGUUGUAAAACCCCCGGGGCGGCGGCGAACGGGUUUCAGAUGCUUCUGGGUCGCGGUCAGAGAAGUGUUAGCAGUCCGCUAUCAGUUUGGGAGCCGAGCGCUAGCGCCACCGGCAAGGGGAUGGCGGUGACCCAGACCGCGGCCACCGCAGCCAUGGGUAGGCUCCUGGUCCUACUGCUGCUCGGGCUCACGGCGCCCGCCGCAGCGUUGGCCGGCUACAUCGAGGCUCUUGCAGCCAAUGCUGGAACAGGAUUUGCUGUUGCUGAGCCUCAAAUUGCAAUGUUUUGUGGGAAGUUAAAUAUGCAUGUGAACAUUCAGACUGGAAAAUGGGAACCUGAUCCAACAGGCACAAAGAGCUGCUUUGGAACAAAAGAAGAAGUUCUUCAGUAUUGUCAGGAGAUGUAUCCAGAGCUACAGAUCACAAAUGUUAUGGAAGCAAACCAGCCAGUCAGUAUUGAAAACUGGUGCCGAAAGGACAAAAAACAGUGCAAGAGUCAUAUUGUUACACCUUUCAAAUGUCUUGUAGGUGAAUUUGUAAGUGAUGUUCUACUAGUUCCAGAAAAGUGCCAAUUUUUCCACAAGGAGCGGUUGGAGGUUUGCGAGAACCACCAGCACUGGCAUACUGUCGUCAAAGAGGCAUGUCUGACACAGGGAAUGACCUUAUAUAGUUAUGGCAUGCUGUUGCCCUGUGGGGUAGACCAGUUCCAUGGCACUGAAUAUGUGUGCUGCCCUCAGACAAAGAUUAUUGAAUCCACUGUGUCAAAAGAAGAGGAAGAGGAAGAAGAAGAUGAAGACGAUGACUAUGAUAUUUAUAAAAGUGAAUUUCCUACUGAAGCAGAUUUGGAAGACUUCACAGAAGCAGCUGUUGAUGAGGAUGAGGAAGAGGGUGAGGAAGUAGUAGAAGACCGAGAUUACUACUAUGACACCUUUAAAGGAGAUGACUACAAUGAGGAGAACCCAACUGAGCCCAGCAGUGACGGGAUUAUUUCAGAAAAGGAAAUUAUCCAUGAUGUUAAAGCUGUCUGCUCCCAGGAGGCGAUGACGGGGCCUUGCCGGGCCGUGAUGCCUCGUUGGUACUUCGACCUCUCCAAGGGAAAGUGCGUGCGCUUUAUAUAUGGCGGCUGCGGAGGCAACAGGAACAAUUUUGAGUCUGAGGAUUAUUGUAUGGCUGUGUGUAAAACGAUGAUUCCCCCAACUCCUUUGCCAACCAAUGAUGUUGAUGUGUAUUUCGAGACCUCUGCAGAUGAUAAUGAGCAUGCCCGCUUCCAGAAGGCCAAGGAGCAGCUGGAAAUCCGGCACCGCAACCGAAUGGACAGGGUUAAGAAAGAAUGGGAAGAGGCAGAGCACCAAGCUAAGAACCUCCCCAAAGCAGAGAGACAGACUCUCAUUCAGCACUUCCAAGCCAUGGUUAAAGCUUUAGAGAAGGAAGCAGCUAGUGAGAAGCAGCAACUGGUGGAAACUCACCUGGCUCGAGUAGAAGCUAUGCUGAAUGACCGCCGUCGCAUGGCUCUGGAGAAUUAUCUGGCUGCCUUGCAGUCUGACCCACCACGGCCUCAUCGCAUCCUUCAGGCCUUGCGGCGUUAUGUCCGUGCUGAGAACAAAGACCGCCUUCAUACCAUCCGUCAUUAUCAGCAUGUGUUGGCUGUUGAUCCAGAAAAGGCAGCCCAGAUGAAAUCCCAGGUGAUGACACAUCUCCAUGUGAUUGAAGAAAGACGGAACCAAAGUCUCUCUCUGCUCUACAAAGUUCCUUACGUAGCCGAAGAAAUUCAAGAGGAAAUUGAUGAGCUACUUCAGGAGCAGCGUGCCUAUAUGGACCAGUUCACUGCCUCCAUCUCAGAGACCCCAGUGGACGUCCGGGUGAGCUCCGAGGAAAGUGACGAGAUCCCGCCAUUCCACCCCUUCCACCCCUUCCCGUCCUUACCUGAGAGUGAAGACUCACAGCCGGAGUUGUACCACCCAGUGAAGAAAGGAUCUGGAGCAGGAGAGCAUGAUGGAGGACUGAUAGGUGCUGAAGAGAAAGUGAUAAACAGCAAGAAUGAAGUGGAUGAGAAUAUGGUCAUUGAUGAGACACUUGAUGUUAAGGAAAUGAUCUUCAAUGCCGAGAGGGUCGGAGGCCUUGAGGAGGAGCCGGAAUCUGUGGGACCACUGCGGGAGGACUUCAGUCUGAGCAGCAGUGCCCUCAUUGGCCUGCUGGUCAUUGCGGUGGCCAUUGCUACGGUGAUAGUCAUCAGCCUGGUGAUGCUGAGGAAGAGACAGUAUGGAACUAUCAGCCAUGGCAUUGUGGAGGUUGACCCAAUGCUUACUCCAGAAGAACGUCACUUGAACAAGAUGCAGAACCAUGGUUAUGAAAACCCAACCUACAAAUACUUAGAGCAGAUGCAGAUUUAA
Orycteropus afer afer is the source of this 2418-nucleotide messenger RNA. RefSeq names its product amyloid beta precursor like protein 2 (gene APLP2). Gene Ontology annotation, cellular component: membrane. Lineage: Eukaryota; Metazoa; Chordata; Mammalia; Tubulidentata; Orycteropodidae. The record is from RefSeq and is a predicted model, not a curated record. Gene Ontology annotation, molecular function: heparin binding; transition metal ion binding; serine-type endopeptidase inhibitor activity. Gene Ontology annotation, biological process: central nervous system development; axonogenesis.